Messenger RNA from Medicago truncatula (barrel medic), 2702 nucleotides. Its product is annotated as ankyrin repeat protein SKIP35. The record is from RefSeq and is a predicted model, not a curated record. The transcript is spliced from 4 exons. Lineage: Eukaryota; Viridiplantae; Streptophyta; Magnoliopsida; Fabales; Fabaceae. Bases 294 to 2096 code for a protein of 600 amino acids.
ACAAAUAAUAUAGGGUAUUGCUAUCAUCUAUAUUUGACGUCUGAAAUGAAAUGGAACUCGCAUAAACAAUCACAAUUCUUCAAAAAGAAAAUAAAAUUCACAAUUCAUUGGUCAGGCAGAGUGGGUUUUCGUCUUUCUCUAUCUCGUAACGCAAUCAGUUUUUGGAUUGUCUCUUGAAGAACGAGUUUUAGCUUUUGAUUAAAAGAGGACAUCAUGAUAUCUGUCUAGGUGAGAGUAAUAAUUUAUUUGUGACCAUUGAUUGAAACACCACCACCACCAUUGGGUUUAAUUAAAUGGAAAUCAAAUCACAAGAUAACAAAGUUGAAUUCCAAGUAAAUGAAAAUCAAGCUUAUGCAUCAGAGAAAGGAGAAAAUAGCAGUGUAGUUUUCUCAAGGGAAACACCUCUAAUGAGGAAAGACUCAACCAUGUCCAGUUCUCUUCAUUGUUGUAAUACCAAGAAGCUCAAAUCCAGGGCCGCUACAACGGAUCAUGAGCUUGGGAGUAGUGACAAUAUUCUGUUGGAGAAGAAACUAUGUAGACAAGACAGGAUUGAAUUGGGCCGGUCAUUGCAAGGUGCAGUCAGUUCCCAUAACUGGGAUCUUGCAGAAAGUUUGAUUCUUGUUGCUGAUCCACAAACACUUAAUGAUGCCUUGUGUAUUACCCUCGAUUCCAUCUGGUUUUUGACCACUGAGUUUGAACUUAAUGGAAUAACUCUAUUUAUCAAGAAGAUCAUUGCGAACGGUGCUUAUGACUUCACUAGGGCUACUCUAAGGACUUCAUUCCUUGCUUCAUGUGUUUCUGCAUGCCAGAGCAGAACAAUGAGUCUUGUUGAUACUAUUACUGUAAUGGCUCAGAGGUUGCAUGAGCGUCUCCAGGAAUGCAAUGGAGAUGAAGUCUUGAAGGCAGAAGCUGGUGCUAAGGUGCAAAAGUUUACUGAAUGGGCUCUGAAAUGUAUUGGCAUCCAUUCCAAUCUUCAGGAUGAUAGUAAUAAUGUGAUACACAUCUCAGCUGUUGAGACCCAGCUCCGAUUAUCUGCCUUUAAGACCUUCAUUGAUCUUGCUGGCAACCGCCUUACGGGGAAGGACUUCAGUGAGGCCUUUGAUGCGGCUUGCUUUCCUCUUACUCUUUUCUCAAGCUCAUUUGAUCCAGGCUGGGCAUUUGGCAUGUCGGCUGCUGUGAUCCAAGGGUUGCUGGGCAUGUUAGUAGAGGGGGGUGCAGACAAUGUCAAUCAGUGUUUCUUGGAGGCUUCACGUUUUGGAAGUACAGAACUUGUCCGUGUACUGUUGCAGAUUGCACAAAGAAACAACUUGGAUGUUGAUGUUGACUUAGCCUUGGGCUUUGCCUCCCAUUACUGCAAGAUAGGCACUAUGGAGUGCUUGGUGGAAGAGGGAAAUGCCAUAGCCUUUUUGGGCCCUUUGAUGAGAGCUGCUGAAAGGGGUUGUAUGCAAGUUGUUGAGUGGUUUGUGCAGAGGGGUUGCCGAGACAUGGAACUCUGCCUUGCCCUUACUGCAGCCACUUCUAGCUGUCAAGUUCACAUUGCUUCGUAUCUUCUUCCCCAUGUACCCCAACAGGUUCUUGCAGCGCUUAGUGUUGAAAUUCUCAAAGCUGCUGGUGAACGCAGUGGUGGAUCUCUUGAAGGUGUGUCAUUUCUCCUCCAAUCUGACUUCUUAGGUGAUCCCGCAGCAACUUAUGCUGUUGCAGACAUUAUUGCUAAAUUGGAGGAUGAGGCUGUUGCUCCCGAGCUAAAGGCUUUUCUUAAAGAGCAUUGGUCAGAAGGAGCUUACAUAGAAGGAUUAAAGUUAGGGCAAGAGCAUUACAUGAACCUUGUGAGAAUCAUUGAACGGGGUGAGUCUCCUAUUUGCUUGAGAGAUCUUCCAUCCCCACUGACUGUGGCAAUUGCUUAUCUCCCACUUUAUAGAGAGUGUGUCAAGGCGGGUGGCUGCUUGUUUUCUCAACGACUUAGGGGACAAUUGGUUGAAGCUGCAAGAAGGCUUGGGGAUAGGGUCUUUGAUGAAGUGACUAAUGCUAGAGAUUUACUAGUGAUUUUGGAGCGUCAUCUUCCCCAAUUUCUGCUCCCUCUUACCAGCGUCGCUUAGGUAGAUUUGGCUACCAUUGUUAUAUAUUUUGCAUUUUUAUUUCCUUUUGCCACCCUUCUUUAUUAUGUAAUGAAUGCCACUAUUGAUGUUUUUCUUUUCUUACUGAGAAACGAAGUUUUAUGGUAGGUUUUUCUCACCAUCUACAACCUAGUGUCUUAAAUUUCAUAUUUUUUAAUUUAUUAUUAGAACUAGCGUGUUAUACCAUGCAUAGUAAGUUUAUGAGUUGUUGGCUGUGUACAUGAGUAUAAAGUUAGCAAGGGAGGUGGAUACAAUCAGGCGAUGAUGGAAUCGGAUGCUCUUAUGGCAAAAAGUCUGCUACAGCAGAAUUGUUGUCCGACUCAUCUGUGUUCUGUGCUGGUGGUCAGAAUAGUGGAUAUGGCUAAACCUAUGGCGAUUAGUAGUUUUAGAUAUGUUCCUACAAGUGCUAAUCAAGCUGCAGAUUGCUUGGGAAAAAGAGGGCUUUCUUUUGGAUUGAUUAGUGAUGUCUAUGAUAAUGUUCCCAUUUUUUUUUGGGUUAAGAUUUCUUUUGGAAGAUGUAAUGCAUUUUGGUAAGUUUAUGAGAUCCUUGUAUAUCACAAAUGUCCAAGUAACAUUUCCAAUUUUAAA